Lucilia sericata (common green bottle fly) is the source of this 1950-nucleotide messenger RNA. RefSeq lists its product as uncharacterized. Gene Ontology annotation, molecular function: protein binding. The coding region runs from base 557 to 1816 and encodes 419 amino acids. Gene Ontology annotation, biological process: neurogenesis. The transcript is spliced from 2 exons. The record is from RefSeq and is a predicted model, not a curated record. Gene Ontology annotation, cellular component: cytosol; P-body. NCBI's taxonomy places the organism in Eukaryota, Metazoa, Arthropoda, Insecta, Diptera, Calliphoridae.
AGUCAGUUGUGUAUUAAAAGUUGGCGGUAAAAGAACGUUAAAGCGCAAAAAGAAGAUAAAAUCAAAAAGAAAUAUACAAUUUAGAACGUCAGUUUUUUUCGAUUAAUUACAAAAAUCAGCUGCUAAUAAAAUAAAAACCAAACGAUAUUGGUCAAGUUCAAGAAACUUUUUUUUUGCACAAAUUAAAAUAAAUUGAGAAAAAAACUUUCGUUUGUUAUUUUGCAGUGAAUAUUCCAAAUAAAUAUGAAAAAAAUUUAAACAAUUGUGUCAUUUUAUUUUGUAAAAUUGACAAAAAAAAACCACACAGAAUAAUUAAUUAUUUUUGCGCAAUAAUUUAUUUAUACUUGACCAUAAUCAAAAACAAACACAAAAUUUUGCUUAAAUGCACUUAAAAUAGAGAAAAAUAAAUUAAUGAAAUUCUAUAAAACUAAACAAAAAAAUUGUUUAUUAACUUUUAUAAUUACAAAAAAAUAAUUGCAAACUAAUACAAACAACUGUCGCCACCGUUUUAAGAUCUAGCUAAACAAACUUUAAAAAAAACUUCUAAAAUUAUACGAUGUCGUCCGCUUUAGCAGCCAUAAACUUAAAAAAUGAUUUUCUGAUAGAAAAUUUUAAGAAAUCUUCACAACAACAAAUGGCUUUGAGUCGACGUUAUGAACAGCUGCUGGCUACGGAAAAAUACUGUGACUGUGUGUUUGUGGUGGGCGAGGCGGGUAAAGUAAAGUGCCAUAAAUUAAUAUUGGCCACAGCCAGUCCAGUAUUUGAGGCCAUGUUCUAUGGACCCAUUAGUGAGGCCGAAAGUUUUGUGGAGAUUUUAGAUAUGAGCGAGGAAAUAUUUCAACUUAUGAUUUUAUAUAUUUACAAAGGAUCCAUUGAUUUUCAUAAUUUAUCUUUAGAGGAAACCAUUGAGUUGUAUUAUGGAGCCGAAAAGUACUUGUUAAAUGAAUUGAAGUCGGAAUGUUUGGAGAAUAUACAAAUGAAAUUGAGAUUUUCCAAUAUUUUGGCUUCAUUGGAAUUAAGUAUUUGUUUAGAUCUCAAUAGUUUAUUGAAUAUUUGCAUGAAUUUCUUUACACGCUGCUGCCUCAGUGAAUCACAAUUUGUGGCCUAUUUGAAAGCACACUAUUAUCAUGUGUCCAAGGAUUGUAUUAAAACUAUAAUAAAUCUAUGUAAAGAGCAGAUACCCGCCCAAAAUCUUUUAUGGUUUAUAUAUGAAUGGUGCCAACAAGAGUGUGUGGAAAUGGGUUUGAAAUCAAGUGAAUGUUCCAACAUUAUACAAGAUCUCAAUUUGACGGAGCCCAUGCUGCCUUUAGAAGCUAAGGAGAACUUAAAACCACAGUAUACACAAACUAUAGAAAGAUGCUAUUACAAGGCCUGUCGCCCCUUUAAUAUUGAUUAUGAUAAUUAUGAAUGGUGCACACAUAUAAAAUCGAAUAGGUUUAUUUCUCUGCAAGGCCUCACCCUACAAAGUCGCCUUACACCCCAUUUAACGCGCAUGCAUGUGCCCUCAGAUUAUUUUGAGAAUUUACGCAUAGAAAUUACUGCACCCAACUAUGACUCAAGUCUGCUGUGGUCCUAUGAGGUCACAAAACAAUUAACAAAAUAUAAUUGUGAUUUAAGUAUAAAAUGGUCCAAGGGUAUUGUUCUAUCGCCCGAUAUAGAAUAUCAAAUAAAACUCAUAUGGCGUCCUGCCCAAAGUCAGGGAGCUGAAUAUCCCUGUAGUUUGUUUUCCUCCUCUGUGGAGGGUAUACAAUUUAGAGAUUUGGAUACACAUAGUGGUAGUUUAAUUAAGGGUUUACAUUUUAUAAAUUUAGUUUAAAUAUUAUUUAUAAAAUUUUUAGUUAAAUAAAUAAAUUGUAGUAUAGUUUUAGUUAUCAAUUUAACUUUCUUUAAUAUAAAUUAUGAAAAUACACAAAAAAACAUAAAAAUAAAAAGAAAUAUAAAAAAAAGUUC